CCAACCAAACCAAACCUACCAACUACCAACCACUACCAACAACUUCAACCACACUCACCAGACACAUCCACCAAACUCAGCAGAUAAGAAACAAGAUGAAGAACAAGAUCAACCACUCACUCGAAAAUGACGAAAUCAUCCACCCAAGAACUCUGCAUGACUCAACCAACAACCGAGCCCCAACCACACUCGAACAGAAUCCUCAGCCUCCCAACUCAUCCAUCACCACCAUCUCAUCUCAACCAACCACACGAGCCAGCUCACUCCUACCCACUCCUACUCGAUCCAUCCCAUCUAUCGACUCACUGCCCACCACAAUCACCACUCAAUCCACUCACACCAUCCACUUCCCAACCAUCAACCCUGAUCAUCAACCAAAGCAGCUCCACUCAACCAUCAGGCCCUCUCAAUCAUCACUACCACCCACUUCCCAACCAUUAAUCCAAUCCCUCGAACCCUCCACUCCCUCUCAGGAAUCAGAUGACAUGACCCCCGCACAGAAGAUCGCUCGUCAGGUUCGCAUCUCCUUCUCAAUCGCACAGCCACCACCAAUCUCAUCAUCACCUACAAAGACCACAAUCAAUCAUCAUGAGACCGAACCUAAGACCACACCCUCCUCAGCACUCGAAUCUCUCACCCCUGCCCAAGUCGUCGCUCAACAGGCUCGUCAGAUGGACUCACAACAUCCUGACCAACCCACUUCAAAAUCUCCUUCAAAACCUCAAGAAACAACUCAUCAUCUCAUCUCCAAUCCAGUAGGAUCUCUCCCCUCACAAGAACCCGCCUCAUUUCGUGUAAUCUCCGGGCGGAAGGGACUCCCCGGCGACGGCCAAGACAUGAUGGCCGUCGUAAGACCGCCACCUGACAGCUCACUAGCACCCGACAGGCCUCCCGAGCCUAAAAUCGUUAAACGGACCUCCAAAUUGGGCAUGAGUCGAGCAGGCACAAAAAAAAAUCUGCUUCUCCUUCCCACCUUGAAAUGUCGUUUUUUCUCGAGACGCUGACAUGUUUAAACUUCAUUUGAUUUGCCCAUCAGAACUCACAAGUCUCCUCAAUACUUUCUGCCUCGACCGAUCUCACCCCAUCCGUCCCAGCCGCUCUUCAUACCCCAUCCACUCCGCUGCCCUCAAACGCCACCAACCCCAACUCGAUCCCUUCCACUACUCCCUCGAUCCCCAGUCAUGUUCCCCAGGCUCUACCAUCUGCGACUUCCUCUGCCUCACCCACAUCACCCCCAGUCAUCCCUGUUGCAAUAUUUCCUACCUACAGUGACGAAGAUGAUAAUGGCUCGCUGGAAUACUCGGACGGUGGCCACGAGGUUGACUCGGCAGAAUUGGAGCCGGAAGAGGAGACAGACGAGGAAGAAGACUAUGAUUCCAACCCGCUAUACAUUGUUCUUUCUACCUCCCUUUCACCUCGACUCAAGAACGCGUAUGAUUCCGCAAAACUCGUCCUAUUGCCCACCCGUAGAGCCCUACCACUCGACAUGCCUCGCAAACUACCAGAUCCAACUCUUGAAUUCGAAUCCGAAUGGGAACAAUGGAUUGCUGCACAUACCUUUGUAUCAGCCUCAGACUCGACAAAUCCAGUUUCGGGAGGCAGUCUGACCAAGGAUCCUUCAAAGGAAGGCAUCGAGUGGGUUGGAAUCACAUCCAUGAAGGAUAAGAAAGUCAAUCUGUAUCUGAAACCAGGUACUGGCGUUGCCGAAGUCCGAUUAACCUACACCAAAGCAGUUCCUCCAACAACCCCCAACAAUCCUAUCCCUACGUCUAAGUCAUCCGAACCUGUCACUCAAACGGAUUUCUCACCGAUACGGCCGACUCUCGAGGGUGACCCACAUCGGACGAUUCGUGCCAAGGUGGGCCCAGACGAUACCGACUACGGUUAUCACCAUCCAUCUACCUUCGGAGAUUCUUUGACCUCACCACUCCCCACAAAUAAUCCCUCUCCUGGAAUUUCGAUCGAACGACCUCAGCUUCCAGGUAGCAAGACUUCACCAGCUGUUGCUGCCAUCAUUCGCUCCCCCUCUACCGCUACCGAAUCUUCUCUAGCAUUCACUCAAUCCUCUUCCGGCGUUUCACGUGCAUCGUCCGAAGGAUGGUCAGACAUGCCUGUUACACCACCUAAUCUGCUUACCUCCAUGGCUCCUCCAUCUCGCUCUGGAGUUUGUAAGAGUCAUCUCUCUAACACCUUGAAAGGAGUCGAAAACUCCUUGGAUGAUCCCAAAUCCGCCCUACCCCUGGGACCAGCUUUGACUGCUCCUCUGUUGAACCCGAUUUCGCUACCGAGUACAACGGUGACCAAGACUCAGACGGCAAAGAUCGUCUCGGAAGAAACUAUGUAUCGUUCCCCAUCCACAGUGUCACAAUCGAUGCCCCAAAAGUCGGUCCCGCAUGGCAACGAAACCUCAUCCACUCGGCCCACGCCUUCUGACAGUGGUCUUGAGUCAGCCCUAUCGGGUUCAAAGGCCAAGAAAGGAAAGGAAGUUGAGCAACGGCUUAGGUUCAAGGCACCCAAAUGGUUACGCCCAGGUGCUGCACAGAAGGAGAAGGAGAAGGAGAAGGAACGGCGCGAGAAGGCUGCAGCUGUUGCAUUGGCACGGCUUCGGGAGGAGCAGGAUCGCGAGCUGUCAUUGAUGACACGCACGGGCACGAAGCUCGAACGAGUCAGGCUGAUCAGUCUCAAGAGCCCAGUAAUCGAAUGUUGGUGGCAAAGUUCAGUGAUCGGGACGGAACAAACAGCCGACUCACUCGUCCAAGACGCAAGGCAGGAACCUCAGGAGCCUUGCAAGCAGUGCGAGUUUGAUAACCCGCCCCGAACGGGUGGAAUCUUCCCUUUCCCUAGGGCGCGUACAUCCACGGUCACCUCGUGUACGGAACAUCGCAGGACAACCAAUAGGAGCUCGGCUAGUCUCAGCCAACGCUCAACACUCUCGAGUACUUACCACUCACAAUCGAUGGGUAGGAGGUCGAGCAGCAUUCUAUUACCUGAGGACGAUCGCUCCAGUCGUCGGUCCAGCACCAGGCGCGAAUCCACCAAGAGGAGAUCGAGAAGAAUGCCCUCGGGUCUCUCGAUACUCAGACAUAGUGGAACAAACAAGUACAGGUCUAUCUUUGGUGAUUUUGCUUUCCUCUUGAGUCCUCCCGAAGAGUUCGGAGCCAUCACGUGUGGAAUCUUGAGGAAAAGUGUUAGUAAAAUCUGGAUGCAUUGUCAUCGAUUUUGUGAGACGGUGGUGUUUUUGAAAGGAUUUGAGAACUACAUGGUUUCGCAAUUGAAAAAUGAAAUCUUUGAGCCUAUCACUCAUGAUAUUCGAGAAGAUCUCAAGAAGCACGGUCAUGCCACCGUCGACUCCUGGGGUAACGAAGAUUGGGAACGGCUCACAAAUUUAGUCGAGAAUGUCUUGUUUGCCUUCUUGCAUCCAACGCUCUACUCUCGUGGCCUGUCUUGUCAUUACGCCAGCGAAGACGAUUAUUUAGAUAGCAUUCUACACGGUUAUCGUAAACGACGAAUCCCAUUGAGUGAAUUCGAGAUCGAACUGCCCGCGGCACUCCAGGACGAGAGCUUAUUGACAGAAGCUGUCGAGAAGCUGAAUGAACUUCGAGCCUAUGAAGGUGCUUAUUCAAGCCCCUCUCCACUAUCUCCGGAGAUCUUGCAACGGUUGUUUGUAGCGAUGGAUACAGUGGAUGAGCAGACGGUUUUGAACGUGCUGAUGGCUAAGACACCCCUCGAAUGUAUCUCGAUCAUCAAGCAGACCAUCGAUAUCCUCGUCUCCGUCUGGACAGAUGUCUCCACCCAAGCCGGUAUGGACGAAGAGGCUCGUAGGCUCACACCUGAUGACCUAUUGGCUCUCUUGGCUUCAGUAAUCGUGCGCUCUGGUAUCCAACAGCAACACUCAUUGAUUCAAUAUACCAAGGUUUUCAGAUUAAGUGGUUCGCUAACCCCAGAAACCGAUUGGGCUUUUGUGAGCUAUCAGGCAGCAAUUGCGUACCUGCAGAGCGAUCCAUUUUCUGUAUUGGAUUCCCAAUCUGUUCGUUCCCAGACCGGGAGUGUGAGAUCGAUGCCACCACACUCACCUUCCCUGGCCAGUACGUGGGCCCGACGUCGACCCGUUUCCUUUACGCCACCAACAACUAGUAGUAACGCGAUCACCAUCAGUGCUCGGUCUUCUCCGAGUGGUUCAAGAUUGUCACUGACUGAUCAUAUCCAGCCUCGUACUGCCCCACCCUAUACCCCAACGAUCUACAGUAACCAUCGACAGUCCUCUCGAGCCAAUUUAUUAAUGCGUUCGCACAAUCCCACCUCGAGUCUUGCGCUCGUCGAUCCACCCUCAGUGCGCUUAGAGGUCACCUCAGCUCGGCAUGAUCACUCUCGCUCGGUCGACUGUCUUCACACACACACCGCCACUGAAGCCCCUCAAUUCUCAUCAUCAUCUAGAAAGCUCAUUCUAACGCGGCCAACACUUACCCCGAUCAGCACGGUUGACCGCUCCGGCUCGACCCGACGGAUCGACACGGCUAUGUUAUCGGCUCCAAUGAUUGAUGGUGGUUUUGGAAGGUCAUGCUCGAACCCAUGGGAUUCAUCGCGAUCGCUUAGCUCAAUCGGUGAGAUCGUGACUGAUCCCUCAAGUAGCAUGGGCUCGACCAUCAAGCAGUCUGAGAGCCCCCACCACCACCACCAUCAUCAUCAUCAUCAUCAUCACCAACAUCCGCCGAUAAUGAUGCGGUCCAGUCUGAGCUCGCAAAGCGCAUCGAUCCCCAACCGUUCUUUCCACCAUCCGUUCUCUAAUGGGAUCGAGGUCCAGGCCGGGAAUAGUAGUAGUAGCACCAGUCCACCCCGGAGUGACAAGAACACAAGUCCAGUACUGUCGCGGAGGAAGACGGUGGACUGGGCAGGAAUGUGUUUUGCCAAGCCCUUCCCAGUGGAGGGGGGUGGUGAUUCGGAGGAAUGCGAUAGAUUGGGAGCGAGCCAGAGGAGCUCGAAGGCGAGUCUUUCCUUGCUUGGAUCGUCGAUCGGAGGUGGAGGACGGUUGGUGAAUCAUCAUGGUCGGUCUGGCUCGUUGACGACGAAGAGCGAGUUUGGGAUCAUGAUGGAGAAGGGGGCAGGGGCAGGCUCAGAUCUUCGUUUACAUCGGACGAUGACCGGCUCAUCCCUUGGCCCACUCUCGUCGAGCCUUGAAUUGCCCUCCCAAGACGCUCAACAGCAGUCCAGCGAAGGAUGGCUUGAAUGGGGUCGCAAACGGUUGACAAGUGUCACGAGUCUUAACUUGGCUGGCCCCGACCUAGGCCGGCCGAGCACCCGUCGAGGCUCAAUCUCGUCCGCCUCUACUCGUCCUCACGAACUCUCUUCUUCCCUCCACCAUCGUCCAUCUGCUGGUCAAACGAUGUCCCCGGCUAUGGAAGCUCUCAGUCGUGCUCGGGCUGCUAGCUCUCUGAGCAUCCAACGGCCUCCCUCCUCCUCUUCUUCUACCAUCUCUCUUCUCACUCGUGAACGAGGAGGACCUAUUGAAAAAGAUCAAGGACAACUGAUUGAAGACGAUGAUCAUCCUACUACUGCCACUAGUAAUCCUAAUAAUACUACCACCCCUACCAAUACUACUACUAAGACGACUCCAAGCACUAUGAUCCCUCUUCAACCUAUCUUCAGAAAACCCAAUCUAUCCCAUACUUCAUCUUCCUCUCCUUCCUCUCCUUCUGCCGCUUCUACCAAUCCCAACCACUCCAUGACUGCUAAUCAUCUCCUUCUUUAUCCUACCUCAAUCACCAAUCCGUCCUCUUCUUCUCUCUUUUCUUCUUUGAAUCAUUACCAUCAUCUUCCUCAUCAUCAUCAUCUACGUUCUAAUUCAAAUGCUCCUAAGAAUAAUAAUAGUAGUCAGGAUUGGAAUCUUAGUAAUAGUUCUUUGAAUACUUUGAAUUGAUCUGCCUCUCUCUUUUCUCUUCUCUAUCCCUCUUUCUCAUCUCUCUCUCUUUUUACUUUUCCCUUCUUUUGUUUACCUUCCUUUCUUUAUAAAGCCUUGCUUGAUUCCAAUGAUUCAUUUUCCAUUAAAGGCUCUUUUGGUUUAGUAUAGUAUAGUUUAGUUUAGGUUUUGUUUUCUUGGAUUAUUAUGACUAUUAUUAUUAUUAUUAUUCAACAUUCUCAAUCUCUCUCCUCUUACUGCUCUCUUUCUCUCUCUCUCUCUCUCUCUUGCCCUCCCUGUCUUUUUAAUUGUUUAUUUUAUUUAUCAAGAUCAAUAUGAUUAUAUAACUAAAACUACUUAUUUAUUU
Messenger RNA from Puccinia graminis f. sp. tritici CRL 75-36-700-3, 6260 nucleotides. RefSeq lists its product as hypothetical. Gene Ontology annotation, cellular component: early endosome; tubular endosome; plasma membrane. Gene Ontology annotation, biological process: early endosome to late endosome transport. Gene Ontology annotation, molecular function: guanyl-nucleotide exchange factor activity; SNARE binding. The record is from RefSeq and is a predicted model, not a curated record. The transcript is spliced from 7 exons. Lineage: Eukaryota; Fungi; Basidiomycota; Pucciniomycetes; Pucciniales; Pucciniaceae. Bases 1487 to 5914 code for a protein of 1475 amino acids.